Messenger RNA from Opisthorchis viverrini, 180 nucleotides. RefSeq lists its product as hypothetical. The record is from RefSeq and is a predicted model, not a curated record. Gene Ontology annotation, molecular function: proteasome binding; ubiquitin binding; polyubiquitin modification-dependent protein binding. Lineage: Eukaryota; Metazoa; Platyhelminthes; Trematoda; Opisthorchiida; Opisthorchiidae. The coding region runs from base 1 to 180 and encodes 59 amino acids. Gene Ontology annotation, cellular component: nucleoplasm; cytosol. The transcript has 2 exons. Gene Ontology annotation, biological process: proteasome-mediated ubiquitin-dependent protein catabolic process.
AUGAAGGUCACAUUUAAAACACUCAAACAGCAGACUUUCGAAUUGGAAUUGAAAGAGGACGACUUGGUGAGUGACGUUAAAAAGAAAAUUGAAGCGGAGAAAGGAAAUGAAUUUUCUGCUAGUUCACAGACCCUGAUACAUUCUGGUAUGUUCUCAAGUUUUAUUUCGACGAAAGCUUGA